CUCUUUUUCUUGCCCCUCUCCCUCCAAAUCAUUAAAUCAGUACCCCAAAAACCCAAGCAGUUCGGGAAACCGUAAAACGACCCGAUCCAGAACCCUAAAUGGCGUCGACAUCGGCAUCUCGCUCCGACGGCGUCAUUGGCAGAAUCAGACGCGCCGCUUCCAAUCUUUACUCCGAUAAUCAAACGCUUGUCACCGAUAUAAGAAAAUCUUUGAAUUUUAUGAGGGAAAUCGCGGUGGAUUUAGAGAGAGAUAAUCAAACUGAGAUGGUGAAGCAGCUCGAAGAUGCUGUUGUUGAACUGGUAGAAGCUCAUGAAAACUGCCUACAUUAUUCAUCAGCUAUUCAAUCUGUUGGAGAUGCAUACCAACCUGGGACUGAGUUAACUGAUUUUAAGAAGUUGCUUGAUACCGAGUUUGAAAAGGUCAAGGCUAGUUCAUCUUCAAGUCCACAGAAUCAUCCAUUGAUACAUCAGUUCCGGCAAGCUGUCUGGAAUGUUCAUCAUGCUGGACAGCCAAUGCCAGGUGAAGAGCAGGAGGAUAUUGUCUUGACCAGUACGGAGAGCAAUAUUAAGAAUCUUAAAUGUCCAUUGACUGGAAAGCCUAUUACUGAACUAACAGAACCAGUUCGCAGCGUGGACUGCAAGCAUAUUUACGAAAGGAAUGCUAUCCUGGACUUCAUAAAAUCCAAGCGUGGCAAUGCUAAAUGCCCCGUAUCAGCUUGCCCUAAGAUGCUGCAGGCGAAAAAAGUUACCUGCGACCCAUUGUUACUCUUUGAGAUUGAGGAGCAGCGCUCAUUGAGUGAAGAGACUGCUAGAACUGGUGUGAUAGAAGAUUUUACAGAGAUGGAGGCCUCAUGAGGAAGAGAGUCCAUGAUGGAAGCAGUUAUGCAACAUUCCCGGUUUGAUAUCAUGAUUGAGUCACUGUGGUCUCCUAGCUGAUUAGAUUUCCUUUGUACAGUCUUAAUACAUAGAAGUGUAAUUAUGCACCUUUCUUACCGUAAUCACUUUCUUCUUUCUUCUUUUGA
This is a messenger RNA of Durio zibethinus, 1021 nucleotides long. Its product is annotated as E3 SUMO-protein ligase MMS21. The record is from RefSeq and is a predicted model, not a curated record. Gene Ontology annotation, cellular component: nucleus; Smc5-Smc6 complex. NCBI's taxonomy places the organism in Eukaryota, Viridiplantae, Streptophyta, Magnoliopsida, Malvales, Malvaceae. Gene Ontology annotation, molecular function: SUMO ligase activity; zinc ion binding. Gene Ontology annotation, biological process: double-strand break repair via homologous recombination; protein sumoylation.